Panicum hallii is the source of this 2682-nucleotide messenger RNA. RefSeq names its product phosphatidylinositol 4-kinase gamma 5-like. The record is from RefSeq and is a predicted model, not a curated record. Lineage: Eukaryota; Viridiplantae; Streptophyta; Magnoliopsida; Poales; Poaceae. The coding region runs from base 405 to 2279 and encodes 624 amino acids. The transcript has 2 exons.
AAACCCAGCGGUAUUCGCCGGGCAGCGGGUGCGGAGUUGCAGUAGAGAGAGAGGUCAGGACUCCGGGGGAGCGAGGCGCAGAUGGAAUGAGGAACCGGGCUCUGCUCCGCCGUCAGCCUGCCGCCGCGCCGUCCCCGCGCCCCGGCCGUCGAUCUCCGCGACACGGCCGACCCCAGCGGCUGUCCCCCACGCCCCCUUCUCCACGGACACCUUACCCCCGCAUGGUGAGCGCCGAGAUUCAAAUUGUCGUCUCUCCUUGCAUCAGUUUGAAUUCUUGCUUUUCCAUGGUCCGGGCGGUCGGAUUCACGGCGUGAUCCGAUGAUAGCAACAAGAGCGCGCCUUCCCCUCUCCCUGACGGCGUCGUCCACCCCGCACGGCGCGCGCACCAAGAAGAGGAGGAAGCCAUGUCUCCCAACCUGGACAGCGCCAUCAAGAGCCAGGUGCCGGCGCUGCUCCUGAGGCGCCUCUUCGGCGCGUCCCGGCGGGACGAGGCGAAGCAGCUGUCGCGCUCCCCGACGCCGGCGCCGGUGGGGAGGCGCCGGGUGUUCGUGCAGACGGAGACCGGCUGCGUGCUCGGCAUGGACCUGGACCGCGGGGACAACGCGCAUACCGUCAAGCGCCGGCUGCAGCUCGCGCUCAACAUGCCCACCGGCGAGACCUCCCUCACCUUCGGCGACCGCGUCCUGGAGAACGACCUAUCCUUCAUACGGCCGGACUCACCGCUGCUACUCACCCGGAACAGCAUCAACCGGAGCUGCUCCACCCCGUGCCUCUGCCCUGUCUCCAAGGACUUCGAGCAAAAGGAUUGCAGUGGCCUGGUUGAGAUGCUCGGGUGCUCCAGCAGCAUUGACCGGGUGAAGCGCCUCGUCGACGACGUGGUGACUGCCAUCAGGAACGGUGUGGAUCCAGUCCCCAUUAGCAGUGGCCUUGGUGGCUCGUACUACUUCAGGAAUGUCUCUGGCGACAGGGUUGCCAUUGUUAAGCCGACAGAUGAGGAGCCUUUUGCACCGAACAAUCCCAAGGGCUUUGUCGGUAGGGCGCUUGGUCAGCCAGGGCUGAAGAAAUCUGUGCGAGUAGGCGAGACAGGAUUCAGGGAGGUUGCAGCAUACCUGUUGGACCAUGAGAAUUUUGCCAAUGUACCUGCGACUGCUCUGGUGAAGAUAACACACUCCAUUUUCAACAUAAAUUGUCCAGUAAAUGGUGGAAGUCCGGCACCAGCUCAUGACCAGAAGCAGCAAGUUAACAACAGCAAGAUUGCUUCGUUCCAGCAGUUCAUCGCCCAUGACUUUGACGCCAGUGACCAUGGCACAUCAAGCUUCCCUGUUGCUGCUGUUCAUAGGAUCGGCAUACUAGAUAUCCGAAUUUUCAACACUGACAGGCAUGCGGGUAAUGUGCUGGUGAGGAAGCUUAAUGGUGGCACAGGUCGCUUUGGGUGCCAGACAGAGCUGUUCCCAAUUGAUCAUGGUAUGUGCUUGCCAGAGAACCUGGAGGACCCUUACUUCGAGUGGAUACAUUGGGCACAGGCGUCAAUUCCAUUUUCUGAGGAAGAGCUCGAGUACAUCAGAAAUCUUGAUCCAGGGAAGGAUGUGAUGAUGCUGCGCAGAGAACUUCCAAUGAUGCGUGAGGCCUGCUUACGUGUCCUGGUCCUAUGCACGAUCUUCCUCAAGGAGGCUGCAGCAUUCGGACUUUGCUUGGCAGAGAUAGGUGAGAUGAUGACUAGGGAGUUCAGAGGGAUGGAGGAGGAACCAAGCCAGCUAGAGGUUGUGUGUAUGGAGGCCAGGAAGAGAGUAGCAGAGUGGGAGCCAUUCUCUGCUACAGCUGAACAAGAGGAUGAUACUGAUUUCCAGUUCUCAAUGGAUAUGUUAGGAGAAUACAAUGAUGUAAUUCGAUCGCCAAGGUUCAAUGGCUCAGGUUUCAAGGUAUCUAGUUUCAGAAGUCCUCUGUCUAAGCUCGUCGAAAGUGUUGAAGAGGGAAAUGAUGGCCAUGAAGAUCAAAAUGAGUCUGAUCGAGUCUUUUAUACUGGAUGGAAUACACCCAAUAUUCCUAGCAAAGCUAUAGGUCAGAAUGGCAGUGCUACGAAAAGUGCCAUGAACAGGAGUGCAGACGAACAACUUCCAUCAAGUAUGUGCUUUGUGAAGCUGUCAGAUAUGAGUGCAGAUGAGUGGAAUGUCUUCCUUCAAAACUUCCAGGAACUGCUGAAAGAAGCACUGCACGAGCGCGCAAGGGCAGCAGCAGGUCAGAGAAUGAAGCAGCGGCUGGGCACUUCAUGCAAGUUUUGAGUAGGGCAAUAGAACAUCAAGAAGGGAAAAAUGUGUACUGCUACUUGCACUGCUUGCCUAUGGAGUGAGUACAGGGUGAAGAUAUCAUGAUACAAGGCACCUUUAACCUUGUGCAAAGAUCUAGAUUGCAACUGUUAUGUCCAUGAGGUAGAUAGGACCACAAGGAUAUGUAGUGAUGUGUGUGAAGAACUGCUACGCCUGUUUAUUAACUAUGUUUAAGAAGGGAAAUGCUUAAUAAUAAAUGCUUGUCAGCCUGUGUAUUCCGGGUUGAUGUUAGAUACUCCAGCUUUAGUGUGCAAUUUCUUAGUUGUUGCUGAAAAUUCUUUGUAGUCUGUGAUGUGACCUGUGAGCAGUGUAAAUAUUGCACCUUUUAUGUAAAUAUUGCUUUACCUGGUGUUGAAUA